GUGUACCGUUACGUCUAACGUCUUUGGUACGUGUGAGGCCCACAACAAACUGAGCUUAAGUGACACUGAAAGCAGUUUAUAGUAGUUUUUUUAAUGGGUGGACAAAAAUUUCAGUAUGAUGAAAGCGGUGGAACGUUUUUCUACUUUUUAUUGUCAUUUUUGGCGUUACUUCUCAUACCAGGAACUUAUUAUUGGUGGCCACGUAAACGACGCGAAGAUCCGGCCAAAUAUGAAAAGGAGUGCCAUUGUGAUGACUGCAAAAAGAAAAAGCUUAUACUCCAGUCAAAUGAACCAUGGAAAGGCACAAAACAGAUGCUUACGAAACUUCUUAUUAUAUCUGGAUGGUUGAUAUUAGCACUCUUGGCAUACAAAGUUUCCCAGUUUGAUUAUGAAUAUGCAAAUUUUGAUCCAUAUGAGAUCCUUGGAAUACCUCUGGGUGCAUCACAAGCUGAUAUCCGUAAACAAUACCGUAAACUGUCACUUAUUCUGCAUCCAGAUAAGGAAACAGGAAAUGAGAAAGCAUUCAUGAAAUUGACUAAAGCAUAUCAGGCUCUGACUGAUGAGGAGGCACGGCGUAACUGGGAGAAGUAUGGGAACCCUGAUGGCCCUGGUGCUAUGAGCUUUGGCAUAGCACUUCCAUCAUGGAUCGUUGAGAAAGAGAACUCUGUUUGGGUUCUUGGAUUAUAUGCUCUUGUUUUCAUGGUUGCUCUGCCCACUGUUGUGGGAAUGUGGUGGUACAAGUCCAUUCGAUAUUCUGGAGACCAGGUUCUGCUUAAUACUACACAGAUGUAUUACUAUUUCUUUCAUAAAACACCUUCAAUGGCUCUAAAAAGGGUAAUUAUGAUCCUUGCAGCCUCACUGGAGUUUGAGAAGAAGCACAACAGUGAGAUUGUUGAGAGACCAACAGACAAUGAAGAAGUUCCUCAUCUCAUUAAGCAGAUACCAAACCUCAGUGAGAAGAAUCGUGAGCGACCACUGUGCUUCCUGUACUCUUUGAAGGCACGUGCAAUCAUUCAUGCCCAUCUGUCUCGAAUUCCUCUCAAUCCAGAAACUCUUGAUAAGGAUCGGCAGUACAUUGUAAAGAAAUGUCCGUAUCUUAUCCAAGAAAUGGUCAACUGUGUGUCCCAGCUCAUUCUUCUGGCAUAUGCCAGGCGAAUACCAAGACUGCCAAAUAUUGAGACAAUAGAAAACUGUAUGAAACUGUGUCCAAUGAUAGUACAGGCUAUGUGGGAAUAUAAAAGUCCACUCUUACAGCUGCCAUAUGUUACAGAUGACAAUUUGAAGUAUUUUGUAAAUAAAAAGAGAUAUAUAAAAACAAUUCAGCAGUUUGCUCAAUUAAAACAUGAAGAGAGGAGGAGCAUUUUACGCAAUCUUUCUGAUGAACAAUACCAUGAUGUUAUGAAGGUUGCAGGGAAAAUGCCUUAUAUUGAGUUUAAAGUGAGAUCUGAAGUGAUUGAUGAUGAAAAUCCAACUGUCUACACGGCAGGGGCAAUUGUCACUGUGACGGUAACACUAAUACGUCACGACAUGAGCAUCCUCUUUGGGGAUGAUACAAAGGCAGCACAACAUGCUCCUCCCCAGGAGAUGUUGGAAGAUUUAGCAGAGAAAGAAAAAGAGCAGGAAGAUCAGGAGCAGCCUCCAAAGAAAGAAGAACAGGCCAAAAAACCAGUGUGGCAAAAGCAACAGAAGAAGGGCAAAAAAACGAAUAAGAAGAGCUCCAGGGGCCAAAAAACUUCAUCCAGAAGUACACCUGCCAAGAAGGUUGAUGAAAAACCUCAGGCUCCAUCCGAGCAGUCUCAUGAGAUACCUACAAAGAAGGUUGCUGCAGAGUCAGGAGAUGAAAGUGAUAUGUCAGAUGAUGAUGUGGAGCGGUCUGAUGAUGAAGAGAAUGAACAUAGUCAGGGAGACAAGAAGGGUUCUUCUGUGGAAGAUGAUGACACUGAAUGGGAGAAAUUCCAGGCUCGAUUGCAUAAACGAGAAAAAGUUUUGGAGGGUAGAAGUAAGCAGUCUCAUAGUGUGCACUGCCCAUUUUUCCCAGAGGAUAAACAGGAAUACUGGUGGGUUUAUAUCAGUGAUCGGAAGAGCCACACUUUACUAACUUCUCCAUACCAUGUGACAGCUCUUGUGGAGGAAGAGGAAGUGCAGUUAAAAUUCACUGCCCCACGAUGGCCUGGCAUCUACACGUUCACUGUUUGUCUGAAGUCAGAUUCGUAUCUUGGCUUUGACCAAAUGCAGGACAUAAAGCUGGAUGUGAAAGAAGCUCCUGAAAUACCAACAGAGCAUCCUCAGUGGGAAAUGUCAGAUGAGGAGGAAGAUGAACAAGAGGCUGAAGGAAGUGAUGUGUCAGAGUUCACCACAGAUGAGGAUGUUGAAGAUGAUCAGGAUUAACACAGUUUCAGGACAGAUAGUACAGAUCUGUACAAUGUACUGAAGAAAGAAGAAGUAUGAAGAAGUAUGACGCUUGAGCUGCAUGUCAUAUGGAGUUAUGGAGUUACUCUCUCAUGACACAUAGACAGUACAUGUGAACAUGUGAACUGUUAUACUUAAUUUAUUUGUUGUAUUUGUAUAAUUUCCAUGGGUGUGUUUUGUGUAAAGCAAAUCUUUUUGCAUUUUUUGUGUACAUCAUUGCCCAACCACAGAGCAGCAUUUUCUUGUAUGGUUCAGUGACUACUUCUUAAAAUAUUCAAAGUGAUAACAAGAUUUGAGUGUUACCUCUCUCUCUCUCUCUCUCUCUCUCUCUCUCUCUCUCUCUCUCUCUCUCUCUCUCUCUCCUCUGUUCUCUCGCUGUGGAUGCGCUCAUGCUGUUGAAGUGGAAUGUGUGUGUGAGUCUGUGUUUGUUGCAAAAAAUGGAGUUGGGACUAUCAUUUAAUCAUUCCUUGCUCGUACAGAAUUAGCAUGAAAUGUUUUCUCUUGGAUUCCUAAAUGCAGCUUGUUUUGGCUUCCAUUGAAAGCUAUGUUUGUAAUAGACAUUCUGGUUUUUUAUGUCACCAUAGUCCCUUUUGUUCCUUUGUGACUGAACAGAGACAGGGGAAGGUUUUGCACAUUAUCUUGUAGUGAGGUAUUUUUAUUUUUGAAAUAAUAGGGUAUUCAUCUUUUUUAUUGCUUUUUAUGCUUGCCUGUGAUUAGUGUGUGUAAUGAUUGGAUCAGUGAAAUUCAUACUCUAAAGAAAAGAGGACAGCAACUUUUUAAGUAGAUGUCAAUACAUGUGUUCAGAAACUGAAUAUGGUAUUAUCCAGAGAAAAUAUGUGGAGUAAUGUGGCAUGUUUGUUUUUUAUCCAGUGUCAGAAGUUUAAAAAUGAUUUCAAAGGAGUCAUAUUAUUAUUGCGUAAGGAAUAAAAAGCAGUGGAGCCUAUUUGUGAUUUAUUGUGUUUAGUCACUCCUCAUUUCAUUGUGAGGGGGAGGAAAAUCCUCAAAUCACAUUGAAUUGUAUUUCAAUUUUGAGAUCUUUGUUCUUCAUUUUUGUCUGUGCUGUUAAACAGGGAAACUCCACAAGGUGAUGAGUAAUUUCAGCAAAAAACUAUGCCUCUAAAUUGGUUGGAGGUCAAAUCAAAGAUCCUAUUUUUGAACAUACAUUUCUCUACAACUAUGAGGUUGGUGCUAUAUCCAGUACUGCUCCCAUUCCCAAACAGGCCUGCAUUUGUAUGAGGACUUAUAAUAUUUUUUAACUUAUUUGAUUGUGAAUCAGUUUAUGUAUGUGAAAGAAUGAAAUUAAUGUUGAAGCAUUUUUAUUUGAUAAAAGAAAAGGUCAAACAAUAUAAUAUUGUAUAUAUGAUAACGCAACAAUGUACGUUAGAAACAAAAAUGUUAUAAUUUGUGGGUGUUGAGUAACUAUUGAUGUUAAAUAUGAGACUGUAUUUUCUCAAAGGUGUUUAUAAACGUCAUAUAAUACAUUGGGCAUGAGCCUAAA
Messenger RNA from Schistocerca nitens (vagrant locust), 3907 nucleotides. It is a transcript of the gene Sec63, whose product is annotated as translocation protein SEC63 homolog. The record is from RefSeq and is a predicted model, not a curated record. Lineage: Eukaryota; Metazoa; Arthropoda; Insecta; Orthoptera; Acrididae. The coding region runs from base 94 to 2388 and encodes 764 amino acids. The transcript has 17 exons. Gene Ontology annotation, molecular function: RNA binding; transmembrane protein transporter activity. Gene Ontology annotation, cellular component: Sec62/Sec63 complex. Gene Ontology annotation, biological process: post-translational protein targeting to endoplasmic reticulum membrane; SRP-dependent cotranslational protein targeting to membrane.